Papaver somniferum (opium poppy) is the source of this 1173-nucleotide messenger RNA. RefSeq names its product transcription factor MYB53-like. The transcript is spliced from 3 exons. The record is from RefSeq and is a predicted model, not a curated record. NCBI's taxonomy places the organism in Eukaryota, Viridiplantae, Streptophyta, Magnoliopsida, Ranunculales, Papaveraceae. The coding region runs from base 1 to 1173 and encodes 390 amino acids.
AUGGGUAGCUUUAGUUUCGGUAAGAAUGAAUUAAUGAGAGGAUGCAGCAAGCAACUAAUCAAAAUUAAUAUGGGAAGAUAUCCUCCUCCUCCCCGUGAUGAUGAGAAUAAUAAUGGCAUUAAGAAAGGUCCUUGGACCCCUGAAGAAGACCAAAAACUUGUCUCACACAUUCAACUUCAUGGUCAUGGAUGUUGGAGAACUCUCCCUAAACUUGCAGGUCUAAACAGAUGUGGAAAGAGCUGUAGAUUAAGAUGGACAAACUACUUGAGUCCUGACAUAAAGAAAGGAAAAAUUUCCCAAGAAGAAGAAGACAUUAUUCUCAAUCUUCACUCCAUCCUUGGCAACAAGUGGUCUGCCAUUGCAAAACACCUACCAGGACGAACCGAUAAUGAUAUCAAGAACUUCUGGAAUACACAUAUGAAGAAGAAACUUAUACAGAUGGGUUUUGAUCCAAUGACACAUCGUCCGAUAAACGAUCUUUUAACGAGCUUGCCUCAACUGAUAGCUUUGGCAAGUUUGAAAGAGUUUAUGGACAAUAGUAACCAGCUUCCAUAUGAAGAGUUAGUAUCAAGAUUAAUACAGACUGAAGCUGUUAAUGAUAUGGUUAAGGUUCAAUAUAUUCAGUGUCUUCUUCAAUCAACUAUGGGAAUCAGUACUAAUUACCCAACCAGCAUAGCAGAUAAUAUUCAAGCCUUGAAUCUGUUCAUGAAUUCUCUUUCAUCUAUCAAAGAGAACUCCACAUCUUCUAUGAUAAAUUCCUCAUCUCAGUUGGAUAAUAUGGUAGUUCCCAAUAAUGUUCAUGAUUUCCCAGCUGAACUACAUUACAACCCUGGUGAUAAUUUCCAAACAUCUUUGAACAAUAGUCAUUGUGAUAUUGUAAGUCCAGGACAUGGAUGUUCUGAUUCUGCAUUGCUUAACCAAGGAGAUGAAAGAACACCAAAAGUAUCACAAGGGUGUCUCCUAUCAUCAUUUCCAGAUGAUCAGACCCAUCCUACCCCUACAGUUGCUCAUAAUAAUGGAAGAAGCGCAAGUAGUAGUCUCGGCGAGAGCAGUGAUGCUUGGAAUACGAGUACUACCGCUAGUGCAACAACUACUAAUACCAUCUAUGGUGGUGAAGUUCCUUCCCUUUGGCCUGAACUCUUUUCUGUUGAGGAUCUUAGCUUCUAUCCAUGA